UGUGAUUCAGCAUGUUUAUAAUUCAUUCUCUUUAAAGUAGGUCACGAUAUGUCUAUCGAACUAAAGGCGUAUGAAAAGUCACUUGUUUUCACAAUGAAGUUCACGAAAAGAAAAGAUCAGCAGUCUUGCAUACUGGGCUUCCGUUGUCAUUUUUGUAAAUUUGUCAUUUCAAAUUAAUAGGCACCACAAGAUAUUUUAUGACCCUAUCGAGCCGAUCCAUCCGUCUAUGACUUGAAGUUCAAUAUCCAACUUCAUAUCAGCACCAACAAUGGCCUGUGAUAUUAUUGAGAUUUCUCACCAUAUUAAUGUGAAUCACAAGCAAGCCUGUACGGACCUUGAGAAGGCCAGUCUAUUCAUCACAGAAGCAUUGCAGAGUGAGAUCCAGAGGAAUACAACUCUGUGCAUGUUAAUCCACCGUCUGGAAGAGAGGGCGGCUGAGAAUGGAAGGAGCCUAUCAGAGCAGACGGAGUCAAACCGGCAGGUGAAGCUCCAGGUGGAUGAACUGCAGAAACAAUUGGAGGAGAAAGACAACUCACUAACACAAGCCAAACAAAGUAUUGCUGUCCUGAAGAAUGAACUGGGGGACCUGAAACAGCAGCUGCAGAGCCACCAGAGUAAUCAUAGGACGAUUCAGGAAGUGACUGAGUGGCAACAGGAUGAGAGUCGGGCCAAUAUUGUGAAAGAGGAGGAUGGUGUCCAGCAGAAUGUUCUUGUUGCAGUUAAAGAGGAAGAUGCUAAUGAUGCAUAUCCGUGUAGUCAGUCAGAUGAAACGGACACCUCCACAGAACAGACAAACUCCUCAUCUGCAGGCAUUAGAAUGGAACUGGUACAGGAGGGGGAUGAAAAGUUAGACAUGACUCAAAUCAUCAGCGCUGAUCCAGAUGCGAUCAAGUUUUUGAGAUUAUCAGUGAAAUUGGUUGACUGUUGUGUAACACAAGGUCAUCAAAGAACAACCAGCAAGAACAUUGAAGAUGGAGAAAAUCCCAAUCAUGAAAGGAUAGCAGGAAAGAGAUCAGAAAUGCCAUCGUCUGCAGUCCCCAAAUUCUCCGCCGUCCCAGAGACAGAGGUGGAUAAUGGGAGGCCAUAUAAGUCUCCUGCCUGUGGAGAGGAUUUCCCCAGCAAGUCAACAAUGGAAAAGCACCAGCAGGGCACUCACACAGGAGAGAAGCCUCACCUCGAACAAGAACAGCACACACACACAGGAAAAACGUCCCACCAUCACCACCACGAACAUCAUGGCCAACGUGUUGUGAGGGCCAAUGCUCUCUCUGCACACAAGCGCACUGAUACAGGGCAGAAGAGCCACCAUUGUGAAGAAUGUGUAAAGAGUUUCACUCAUGCAGUUGACCUCAGGAGGCACAAGCUCAUCCACACAGGAGAGAGACCGUACCAGUGUCCAGAGUGCGGCAGGUGUUUUACUCAGUUGGGGCAUCUCAAAAGACACAACCUCAUCCACACAGGAGAGAGGGGCCACCACUGUGAACAGUGUGGUAAGAGUUUCAAACAUGCAGGAGACCUCAGGAGGCAUCAGGUCAUCCACACAGGAGAGAAACGCCACCACUGUGGACAGUGCGGUAAGAGUUUCAAACAUGCAGGAGACCUCAGGAGGCACAAGCUCAUCCACACAGGAGAGAAGAGCCACCACUGUGGACAGUGUGGCAAAUCUUUUGUACGGUUGGAAAGACUAAAAGAACACCAGCGCCUUCACACAGGGGAGAAACCGUACCUCUGUGGACAGUGUGGGAAGAGUUUCAGGGAAGCAAGCAACUUCAGGAGGCACAAGCUCAUCCAUACAGGAGAGAGGCCUUAACAGUGUACAGAAUGUUGAGGAUCUUUUUCUCUGUUUAGUAUCUAAGAAUGCACCUACACACUCACACAGGGGACAAAGCCACCCAACCGCUGUAAAAAGUGUCAAACGCUGCGUAAAUGUAUGACAUCUCACCUCACGUUCACACAUGCGUGUUACACUUGGGAAGAACUAGACCAACUCGCCAGGCGAACUUUUUUUCGCGUUCAUGUAGUUUACGAGGCUAGUUCUGGAGUUCUGUUCUUAUAGAUAACCUGUAAAUGCAUGUGUGUAAAGUUAUUACCUUGUAGAAACUUGCACAUUUCCUUACCCAAAAUCAUGUAGUUUUAUUCUGUUUCAAAUUUUUAAUGAAAUGUAUGUAUAUUGCUGACUUAAAAGAAAACACUAAAACAUUGUCUUAUUCAUUCUUAAUUCUUUCAGUUUCAUUAUUUUUGGUUAGAAAAUGGUUUUGGUUCCCCUAAAUCACCUGUAACAGGAAAGAUUUAAUUGAGUGAGAGGUUUAUUAAAUGUCAACGUGAGGAAGAAAAAAAAAUAACUAUGUGUCUGUUGAGGUCCAUCUCAUUAUCUGACCUCCCGGGCUUGUGCUACGAACGGAUGGAGCUCAACCUACCCAGAACUAACCCAGGGUUAACUUGGUAAACUGGGGUUGACCAAAACCUGGCUACCGUGACUGGGGGUUAACCUGUACUACGACGCUGAUUGUCUACCCCGAGUUGCCUAGACCAGAGUAUCUGCGCGUUCUCGUAGCAGGGCAAUCCUGGCCAAUCAGAGAGCGGUUAUGAUCAAUUAUUUCUGCAGCAGCGCAUUAAACUGGAACGCUGAGAAAUGAAAAGAGACGCUAGUGCAUAAUGAUACCUAGGUCAAUUGUUAAAAUUUCACUUGGGCGAAAAUGCGCAGCUGUCAUCACAACAGUUUAGUAGCCCUUCUUAAAUUGUCCCGUAAAAUAACAACCAAGAUUGUUUUAGAUACUGCAAUAAUGUGCAGCCACUUCUUCACGUCUCUUACUUAGAGGAACACUGUAGGCCUACAGGACAUGAUCAAAAAAGGUACUGCAACUAUGCUGCUCAU
Engraulis encrasicolus (European anchovy) is the source of this 2875-nucleotide messenger RNA. RefSeq names its product zinc finger protein 227-like. The transcript is spliced from 9 exons. The record is from RefSeq and is a predicted model, not a curated record. Gene Ontology annotation, biological process: mitotic spindle assembly checkpoint signaling; regulation of transcription by RNA polymerase II. Lineage: Eukaryota; Metazoa; Chordata; Actinopteri; Clupeiformes; Engraulidae. Bases 269 to 1810 code for a protein of 513 amino acids. Gene Ontology annotation, molecular function: RNA polymerase II cis-regulatory region sequence-specific DNA binding; DNA-binding transcription factor activity.